This is a messenger RNA of Jaminaea rosea, 3177 nucleotides long. RefSeq lists its product as hypothetical. Gene Ontology annotation, cellular component: actin cortical patch. The record is from RefSeq and is a predicted model, not a curated record. Gene Ontology annotation, molecular function: phosphatidate phosphatase activity. The transcript has a single exon. NCBI's taxonomy places the organism in Eukaryota, Fungi, Basidiomycota, Exobasidiomycetes, Microstromatales. Bases 179 to 3070 code for a protein of 963 amino acids.
GUUUACAUCUACCUCAUCAUACGACUACUGUCGGCGAUGGAUCAUCAGAAACCAUAGCAAGCGCACGCUCCUUACUCUUCGAUCCCUCCGCUCCUUGCUUCCCCUUUUCGAAACCACCAUCUUGCUUAGAUAGUCUCGCGUCUGGCCAAUGCCUCGGUGGCUUCGCUGGCCUCGCAACAUGGCACCAACUCCAUCUACCCAGCAUACAUCCACCGCAUCGGCGUCGACGUCAUCAUGGCAGAUGAUGCCAGCAGCGCCAGCAUCCACGUCAAUCACAGGACACCACGUAAGAGCCCGCAUGGCAGAGAAAGCCAACCAAUCUCGUGAUUACUGGACCACAGUGAAGCAGCGAGCCUCCGACCUCAAGCAGCAGGCUGGUCCUCAAGCUCGGACUCUGAAGCACAGCUUUUCCACUUCGCUCCUCAACAGCAAUAACAUCGCCACCUCUAGUUCCUCAGCAUCUUCCUCCUCUUCCUCAGCCGCAGCUACCCGCUCCUCUUCCCCUCCUUCCCGAGAUCGCGUCUUCCCUGUCCUGCUCCCCGGCUACACAUUCGCCCGCCCACCCAACUACGACCCAGCAGCAGAGGACGAACUCCAUCUCGUGCUGCGAGGCUUCGUCGGCCGGAAAUCAGCUACCCCUGGACGGGGACAGCGAAUGUUCGCCCUAAUGGCACGACAGCUUGCCCGCCUACCCAAACCACUCGCCGCUUCCUCGACUUCGUUGCUUCUGCACCCGCGACCCUCGUCAACGGAUGAUGCCAACUUUUGGCCAGGUGUACCCACGGGUAGUGUAGCUGAUGCGGGCCAUGUGGCAGCCGAUAAGGAAAAGCUGCCCCUCAGCGAGAGGAUUGUCGAGGAGGUGGCUGACCGACUGGACGAGAGAACCAUCGGCAAACUGGUAGAGAAGAUGGGGGCUCUGCCCAUUGAUGGAGAAGGCGGGGUGCAUGAUGAACCGGAGGGGAUGGACGAGAGCGAUUCGAGAAGCGGAUCGGGGGCUACGACGCCUGCUAUGCCUCCUCAUACUCAGGGACGCCCGCUGCCGCAGCUACGUGUCCAGUCCAAAGAUCUGGAAGCUGAUUUGCGCGAGUCCGUAGGAGGAGACAAUUAUCCAGCUUCCCCUGAGACGAUGCGCUCCCAGUCUUCGUCAGCCACCGAUGCGUCUACGCUUGCGUCUACCGCAACGUCUUCAUCCUCGCAGCCGGGCAGCUUUCGCGAGCCGCCAACUCGUUCCUCAACAGCAGAGUCAGGCAAGGUCCCUCAACCUGAGCCCACACGUACACUCCGUCCUAUGCUGGAGUCCUCCAAGUCGUCAACCGCAGUGCCCCCCUCCCGUCUCUCACGCUUGCGCGGUCUUACCCCACUCUCCUCAAGCUCUCUCGCCUCUACACGAUCAGCCCCGAUGAGCAACAGCGGCGUCGAUGCUUCAUCAGCAGCAGCCGACUCACAGCUGGUGGGUGGCUCAGACUUUUGGGCAAAGAGGACACUUGACGAGAUCCACGCCCUCACUGCCAACUUGAGCGAGCGACUUGCAGACUUUUGGAUCUAUCGCGUUGCGGCAUCGGAGGUGAGAGUGGAGGUUGAGGGAUGGUUCAGCGCCGAUCAAGAGGGGGAGAAGGAGGGCGACUGGCGUAUGCUUCUCGCUCAGGAGCUGAAAAGCGAUGCGCACGGCAUGUUUCGACUCAAGGUCAACAUUGGUCCCGUGGGCGUCUUUGGGGACGAGCUGCGUAGAUUGAGAUGCAGGGCCGUUUUGGCAGGCAACACGCAAGAUGCUCCAGCUACAGAUUGGGUCCCCCUCGAUCUACCGGCGUGGCGGGGCCCUCCUCUCCCACAUGAUGAAGCUCCGGCGCGACCUGCGACUCCCUCAAUUCGUCUCAUUUCAGACGUAGAUGACACGGUCCGUCAAACCCUCGUCACCUCGGGCCUCAAAUCCGUCUUUCGUCAAGUAUUCGUCCUGCCCCACGACGAGGUCGCCGUUCCCGGGAUGGCGGAGUGGUAUCGCUGGCUCAAGGGGCCGGGCGCACCUGAUGGGGCGGCUGGCGAGAGCGAGGCGACCAUGGACACCAAGGAAGAGGUACAAACGACGUCUUCGCCGCUCAUUGAUGGCCUUCACUUCGUGAGCAACGCACCCCUCGAGCUCUGGCGUCCUGUAACAGACUUUCUACGCGCAGCUGGUAUGCCGGACGGGGCUCAUGUGCAUCUCAAGUCGUACAACUCGGACGUCGAGGCUUCGACUUCCAACACCGCCGGCGCUUCCAAUGGCAACACGUCAGAUUCAGCCUCUGCAACACCCGCAGCAACAGCGCCCAAGACUUCUCUCCUAUCCACUUGGUUGCAGCCCGCCUCGUCGAGGAAGCGCGCUGCAAUUGUGAAUAUUCUGGAUGACUUCCCGAAAAGCUUGUUUCUCCUCGUUGGAGACACUGGAGAGUUGGACCUGGAGCUGUACGCUGAGCUGGCGAAGGAGCGACCUGGGCAGGUGAAGGGAUUGUAUCUGAGGGACGUCAGCUCACCCUACACUGCGACUGCCGCCGCAUCGACGGGACGAGGCAGGGGAGGAGUGGAGGGAGAGGAGGAAGGUGAUGUGUUAGAGCCAAAGAGCAGGAGUAGCGCUGCCUUGAAGCCCGCGGUGGAUUGGGUCAAAGCCAAACGCCCUGCGAACCAGAGAGCCAUGACAAUGGACGGAGUCAUGCUCUCCGGCGUGACUCCCUCAUCUGCCGCCGCCAAUGAUGCAAGCUACACCAGUUCCGGCGGCAACAGUGCCCCUUCCUCCCCCCGCCUCUUGGCUCGGAUGCGCGGGCCGAGUCGAAGGGACACGCUCGACUUGGAGAGCAUUGCUCCUCUUGGUCCAUCUGCUACCAGCGUAUCGCCGAGUGGCUCUGCGUCUCCAACGAAAACUGGUAGUGCCGUUGCAGGGAACAUCUCGCCUGCUCUGCAGACCAGACUGAUCAAGGCGAAAGCCAUGAUUCCUCCGGGAUGCGAGUUGAAGCUCUUUCGCUCGGGCGACGAUGUGAGGGUGGAGAGUGGGAGGUUGAUUAGGAGGUUGAGGGCAGAGGCGACUGCAAAGGCGACGUGAUGAUGUAGAUGUGUCAGCGAGGUAGUGAGGAUGCUAGUCACGAUACGACGAGGAAGUUUUUGUAGCAUAGCUAUCAAGCAAAAUCGAACGAAAAGGACAUGGUGAUU